Messenger RNA from Aspergillus ibericus CBS 121593, 800 nucleotides. RefSeq lists its product as uncharacterized. Lineage: Eukaryota; Fungi; Ascomycota; Eurotiomycetes; Eurotiales; Aspergillaceae. Bases 155 to 691 code for a protein of 178 amino acids. The transcript is spliced from 2 exons. The record is from RefSeq and is a predicted model, not a curated record.
CCGGUUGAAGGUCUGCAGAAUCUAUAGUCGUCCUGUCCUGUUCCACUCGAAACAUCAUCGCCCCCAUCACCACCAGAACUAUACCACGAACCAUCCCUACUUUCCGGAGUAUACCACUUGUCUUUUACCACCUCACCAUUUGACCACCGCAACCAUGAUCUUCCUCCCUGUCCUCUUCACCACCCUCCUUGCGGCUACCAGCGCCGCCGCGGCAUCAACCAACACCACCACUUCCUCCUUCCCCAGCACCCUCAACAUCACCACCAUCACCGCCCACAACAACCAAUCCGCCCUCGAAUGCUGGGCCCUGGACCCGGGCUACACCACCUCCGCCCAAGCCGGCGUCUCCGGCACCGCCAUGCUCCCCCUCGGCCCUAUCACCGGCAACGCCACCAACAUACUCAUCCCGGGAAAUUACGAUGGUGGUCGACACAAUGCACCGACGAUUCAAUGGGUAAUUUUCCUCUCCGGCGUGGCCCAUAUCACAUUACCCAACUCAACGGAUGAGGCGUGGGUGAUUGGGGGACGGAACGGGGCGAUUUUGGCGUUGGAUACGGCGGAGGUUAGUACGCAGGGACAUUAUACGGUGUAUCCGACGGAGGAAAGUACCUUGGUUUGGGAGGUUCCGUUGGUGGAGGUUCCGGGGCAUAGGGUUUUGUAUAAGCGGGCUUGUGGGGGAGCAGAGGUUUAGGUUGUUUGGUGGUGAUGAUUAUGUGUGUAUGGAGUGAUAGUAGUUGAUGUUGUAGUGGUUUAUGGUUAUAUAUAUUGUUGGGGAGUCUGGUACGUAGUACAAGGCAGAU